Messenger RNA from Seriola dumerili (greater amberjack), 2474 nucleotides. RefSeq names its product isovaleryl-CoA dehydrogenase (gene ivd). The coding region runs from base 139 to 1392 and encodes 417 amino acids. The transcript has 12 exons. Gene Ontology annotation, cellular component: mitochondrion. Gene Ontology annotation, biological process: L-leucine catabolic process. Lineage: Eukaryota; Metazoa; Chordata; Actinopteri; Carangiformes; Carangidae. The record is from RefSeq and is a predicted model, not a curated record. Gene Ontology annotation, molecular function: 3-methylbutanoyl-CoA dehydrogenase activity; flavin adenine dinucleotide binding.
CGGGAAAUAGUGGCAGAGUGAGACCUCUUACUUUGCCUCCGCUAAACGGGCAGCUAGCCCUGGGGUCUGACAACCAUCCACCGUAUCAGCGUUUGGCUUAUUUCCCCCCUUUCACCUCUCGCUCUGCAAGAAACCACAAUGUUUGCCGUAAGAAAUGCUCUCCGCCUCGGCUCCCGGUUAUCCAUCCCCGCAGUGGCGAGGAGAGGAUGCGCCGGGGCUUCCGUCCCGGUGGACGAUGUGGUGAACGGACUCACCGAAGACCAGAUCCAGCUCAGACAGACAGUUCGUAAAUUCUGCGCAGAAAAGCUUGGACCUUAUGCUGAUGAGAUCGACAAGACGAAUGAAUUCCCAGGGAUGCGGGAUUUUUGGAAAGAUAUGGGGGAAAUGGGGCUCCUUGGGAUCACUGCUCCAGUGGAAUAUGGGGGCACAGGAUUGGGCUACCUAGAUCAUGUCAUUGUGAUGGAAGAAAUGUCACGAGUGACGGCAGCCAUUGCUCUCAGUUAUGGCGCCCACUCUAACCUUUGUGUCAACCAGAUGGUACGCCAUGCAAAUGAAAAGCAGAAGGAGAAGUACAUGCCAAAGUUAAUGACAGGAGAGCACAUCGGAGCUCUGGCCAUGAGUGAACCCAACGCCGGCUCAGAUGUCGUAUCCAUGAAACUCAGAGCCAAGAAGAAAGGUGACUACUAUAUUCUGAAUGGCAACAAGUUCUGGAUCACAAAUGGGCCAGAUGCCGAUGUCCUUAUUGUUUAUGCAAAGACAGAUCCUGAGGCCCAUCAAAGAGGCAUCACAGCUUUCAUUGUAGAAAAGGGAAUGCCGGGAUUCUCUACAGCACAGAAGCUCGACAAACUCGGCAUGAGGGGAUCAAACACCUGCGAGCUGAUCUUUGAAGACUGCAAAGUCCCAGAGGAAAACAUCCUUGGUCCAUUGAACAAAGGCGUUUAUGUGAUGAUGAGCGGCUUAGAUCUGGAGAGGCUGGUGCUUGCAUCUGGACCUAUUGGCAUCAUGCAGGCAGUUCUGGACUUUGCUGUCCCCUACCUACAUGUGAGAGAAGCUUUCGGACAGAAGAUCGGGCACUUUCAGCUGAUGCAAGGCAAGAUGGCCGACAUGUACACCAGACUGAGCUCUUGUCGGCAGUAUGUGUAUAAUGUUGCCCGGGCUUGUGACAAAGGACACUUCAGUGCAAUGGAUUGUGCUGGAGUGAUCCUGUAUUGUGCUGAGAAUGCCACUCAGGUUGCUUUGGAUGGUAUUCAGUGUUUGGGUGGGAACGGCUACAUCAACGACUACCCUAUGGGACGAUUUCUACGUGAUGCAAAGCUGUAUGAAAUCGGCGCGGGCACAAGUGAAGUUCGUCGGCUCAUCAUCGGACGAGCUUUCAACGCCAUGUUCAAAUAAGCUGAACUGGGCGAACGCUGAGGGAACGAUUCGCCAUGGAUGAACACAGUUACUCACUCCCGGGGCCUUAUACUGAAUGAGUUGUUGCUGCUGUUAGGUUGUUGUGGGUUUUCAGAAUCAGUCUCACCUGGUACUAAUUCAUACACAAUACAAAUGAAAUCACAGAGUGUUGACAGUGAUGUUACAAGCUGCCUGACAAAACAAAUUAAAUGUUGAUUUAGUGUGUGAAGUGGCCUUCAUGUCAUGUAAUUUUUUUUUAUAUAAAUAUACUAGGUUACUGUAGUCUCAGUUAGUUAUUUAAUAACCACUGAAAUGCCAAUAAAACAAUGACUUAAUUAUUGAUCCCUAUAAACAGGCAGUACCACAGAUUUUCUGCUCGUGAUGAAAUUGAAUUUGAAAAUCUAUAUAAUAAUAUGGCUGUGCAUCAGUGAAGUUUUUAUUAUCAUCAUUAUUAUAUGAUUUUAACAGUUUCUUGAGGCCCAUCCACUAGAUGAAAACUGAUUUUGUGUUGUCUUGAACAGUCCUACUAAUGCUCCAAAACUGCUGCUGCCGUGAUCUCAAGGGUUGUAAGAACAAGUGGAUUGUGAAUACUGUAUCAUGCAUUAUGUAAGGAAAUUGGCAAAUAGAUGCCAGAGGCUCAGUGUCACUCCAGGACACUCAAGCAGGUCAUUGUUGCUGUUUAUAAAACCUGACAACACACAGAAAUAACUUUCUCUAACCAUUUCACCUCAUGAUCACUACAGCUAAUAGGAAAAAAAAGUCUUUAAAUGUGAGGAGUUUUUCAUUGUAACUUGGCUGCGAAUCAAAUCUUCAUAAACUCCCUUUCACAAUUUGAAAUGUUUGAUCAUUAAGAAGGAACAGCUGAUGUCUGUGAGCACUCUGUUGAAUUAGCAUUAGAAACCCUGUUUGUUCAUUUUUAGAGCAAACAUAUUCCACUGUUGUAUACUGUGUAAAUCAGUCCCAUUGGAGAAACCUUCUGUCUUGUCUUCUCUCUGAAGUGUCAGUAUGUAGCUGUACAGUAUGAAAAUGUAUGAAAUAUAUACUAGUUCCGUUUGCAGGAAAUAAAAAUUAAACCUUUUUUA